AAAAACUUGCCUGUUUUCAAUUGAUUGGACCGUUUUCAAUAUUCAAUAUAUAUUAAGAUCAAACGUAGCUUUAGCUUGAACUACAUGUGUAUAAUAAAUAGUAGAAGAUAUUCAAAAUAAGAUCGAAGACAUUUUGCUGAAAUAACAACGCUCGCAUCUAAGGCGUGUGAUACAUUUUCUAAGAAGGGUUUAAUGUUUUAAAUAUUGUGACAUGAAAAUAACACAUAAACACACGUGGAAGUAAAUAACAGCGAACGAGUUUAUCAAACUAAAACGAACCAUCCAUAAACGGGUACUCUUACAAGGCGAUAAGUGGCCGUCUGUGACUAACGGCAGUGUUAGAAUGCUCCAAGCCUCACACAGUCGAUUACGGAAACACGUGUUUGCGUGUAUAGUUGUUCUCUCAGUCCCAUUAAUAGUGAAUGUAUAUGUAACGAUUGGGUUCAGUGUAAAAAAAGCCAAUGCGCUCAGAAGAAAUGACAACAUAGAGGACUCAAUCGAGGCUAUGAUCGAUAGCGAAGAUGUCACGAUGACGACACCUUGGUUGCUUGUUUCCCGCUCUAUUGCGAACAAGACCAUAAAAACAGCAAAGGAGUUUUGGAGUGUUUCUCAUAGCCUUAAUAUUUGCAGUUCGUCUCCGAUUAUGUUAGUGGGGCGACUUAACAUAGACCUAAGUGAUAACACUAACUUCACCUUCCAUAAAGAGUACCUUGACAUCAUUUCCGGUGGCACAUGGAAACCACGUGACUGUUUUGCUAGACAGCGGGUCGCUAUCAUCAUUCCAUUCAGGGAUAGGCGUAAACAUUUGGAACAGUUGCAAUAUUAUCUCAUCCCAAUGCUUAAGCGCCAGCAGCUUAAUUUUCGGUUCUUCGUCGUUGAACAGAAUGGAAACAACACAUUCAACAAAGGACUCAUCAUGAACGCGGCGUUCGCUGAGGUCCGAAAGAUAGAGGAUUUCGACUGCUUCGUCUUCCAUGACGUGGACAUGAUUCCCGAGGAUGACCGGAACAUUUACACGUGCACGGACGCUCCGAAACACAUGUCACCCGCCUUGGAUAAAUUUGGAUACAGGCUUCCUUAUAUGCAGUUAGUCGGCGGUGUGCUCAGCAUGAAACCUGAUGUGUUCAUAGCAGUCAACGGAUAUUCCAACCUUUACUGGGGCUGGGGUGCAGAAGAUGACGACAUGGCAGCUAGAAUAAAAUUCAAAAAUCUUGGAAUUGUUCGACCACCCCUCACUACUGGACGGUACAGAAUGAUCAAGCACAGCAAACGGGAAAUGAAUCCAGCCAAAAUAAGGAUGUUCCUUUUGAAGACUGUCAAGAAUCGUUUUAUGAAGGACGGACUAAAUUCAGUGCAAUACAAAACAGUUUUUGUUAAAUUGACACCCCUUUUCACCCAUAUAAUGGUGGAUGUAGGCGAACCGCCUAAAGACACAAACAAAAUAACAAGUAUGAUGACACAGACAUAGACCUUCUCGCUGUUAACAUGGACUAGAUGUACUGGAUCAACAAUCGGUAAAGCAUAACACAUUUAUUUAUUUGACACUAGAUGGUAAACAAUGUAAACUUAAUGUUUUUGUGUGUGUACUGAAUGCAGUGGACAUUUCUGGACAUGACUAACGACGUUUGCAUGUUGUUCGUGACAUGCGUAUGUAUACAACAUUUACAGCGAACACUGCUGGCGCAAUAUUCCAGGUACGUAUGUACAAUCAGGGACGUUAAUGUGUUACUUUUUGCAAAAAAUAUAUUGAAAUAUGUUAGAAAUCGAAUUAUUAUCAUUACAUAAAAAAUUGUUAAUAUUUGAAUUGACUUUCGUAAAAUUUUAAUUUAUCUUGAACACUUUUAUCGUAAACUGUACAUUGUAUCAUUAACUUCGAUGCAAACAAUAGAACAAAUAGAAUCUGUCAUAAUCAGUGCGUCUACAUAUUAACACAAACACAUGUUACUUUAGGUGAUUAGAGUUUAUGCAUGCAAACAAUACAUGGGGUAAAAAUUCACAUUUAAUCUUUGCAUUUACUUUUAAAUGUGACGUGUAUUUUAUGUAAUUAACAAGAAAGUAUGUGUAACAAUACCCGCUUUGCGAUCUUAAUGGGGUAUACUGGAAGCACUAUGACGGUAUGUCUGUCCGUCUGUCCGUUUGACCGUAUGUAGCACUUAUUUGUCCUAAGGCUUUGUCCUAAACUUGUGUGCAUCCUGUUAAGUUUACAAAAAUUUGAUUUGUCUCUCGUUUCUUUUUAUUCUUUUUUUUCUUGGAAAAUGGCGAUGUUUACCGUUUUCAAAAUUUUUCUUGUGAUCCAUGGUGUUUUUGUUCUGGAUUGCGAAAGUAUGUCCCGUAGAACAAGCUCUGUUACAACAAGCUCGCAAUAAUUGUUUCGGUCCUGCCUGUAAUUAUACCUGUUCUUUCUUUGCUUCAAAUACCAUUGCUUUCUUUGUUAAUUUUGUCCUAAAUUAUUUUUAUUAUUAGAUACAAUAGUAUGUAAUGUCUUGCCAAAAUGUCUUGCGUGUUUAAAUUAACUGCAUUACACACAUACGACUUUAAGUUAGUUCAAUAAAAGUUGUUGCUUUAAUA
This is a messenger RNA of Dreissena polymorpha, 2568 nucleotides long. Its product is annotated as beta-1,4-N-acetylgalactosaminyltransferase bre-4-like. Gene Ontology annotation, biological process: carbohydrate metabolic process; glycosphingolipid biosynthetic process. Gene Ontology annotation, molecular function: N-acetyl-beta-glucosaminyl-derivative 4-beta-N-acetylgalactosaminyltransferase activity. Lineage: Eukaryota; Metazoa; Mollusca; Bivalvia; Myida; Dreissenidae. The coding region runs from base 344 to 1468 and encodes 374 amino acids. The record is from RefSeq and is a predicted model, not a curated record. The transcript has 6 exons.